AUGUUGGUUUUAGUGAUUGGUGACUUCCAUAUUCCUGAUCGGAAACGUUCUUUGCAUCCUGCUUUUAAAACUCUUCUAGCCCCUGGGAAAAUACAGCACAUACUAUGCACAGGAAAUCUUACUACAAAGUGUAUGUAUGACUACUUAAAACUUAUUUGUGGGGAUGUACAUGUUGUAAAGGGAGACUUCGACGAGGGUUUGGAUUUUCCAUUGACAAAGGUUUUAAGUGUUGGAAACUUUAAGAUAGGGCUUACACAUGGGCAUCAGAUAGUUCCAUGGGGAGAUCAGAAAAGUUUAGCUAUGCUUCAGCGAGAACUGGAUGUUGAUAUUUUGAUCAGUGGUCAUACUCAUAAGUUUGAGGCGUAUGAAUACGCUGGUCAUUUCUACAUUAACCCUGGCUCUGCAACUGGUGCAUCUAGUCCCUUUGAGAAAAAUCCACAACCUUCAUUUGUUCUUUUGGAUAUUCAAGAAACAGUGAUACAACUAUAUGUGUAUACUCUGGUCAAUGAUGAGCAUAAAGUUUCGCGUAUAGAAUAUCACAAAAGCAAACAAAUAUGA
Heterobilharzia americana is the source of this 558-nucleotide messenger RNA. Lineage: Eukaryota; Metazoa; Platyhelminthes; Trematoda; Strigeidida; Schistosomatidae. The record is from the annotation of a GenBank genome assembly.